AUGACAUCGACAUUUAAUUCAACGAAAACACGUCUUUCACCGGUACAAUUCACUCUAUCAUCUGUUCCCCCACUACCGACCAAACAUUGGUCACAAACAUGUCAUGAAACGAUCGUGUUAUCAAACGAUAAUCAAUACUCUCUUCCACUUUCAUUAGGAGGCGGAGCAGAAAAUGGCCAAUUUGUUUAUCUCAUAGAAGCGAUCUCAUUAUUGAACAGCCAAUCAACAGUGAAGAUUAUAAAAGGUGGUAAAAUCGAUGUCGACGAAAUUCUUUUGACGAUCGAUCAACACAAAAUUGCGGGCUGUACACUGUCCGACGUUCAACAACUAAUUGAAACAUUGUCAGCUAAUGGAAAACAAAUUAAAUUGAAAACUGUCAAAUCGGGACACUAUUACGGAACUCCGCGUCCAUCAAGAGGUGUAUUUACAACAAAUAAUAAUCUAACGCGUCGAAGCAAUUCUGCAAACGAAAUGUUUCAACAGUUUACACCUGAAAUUUCGAAUAAAAAACUUCCGCCACAAUUGGCAGGAGAAUCGAUCACAUGUUCAUUACGAAAAAGUCCACAAGGCUUUGGCUUUACAAUCAUCGGCGCAGUUGAACGAGGGCAACAUUUUCUGCAAAUCAAAGAUAUCUUACCCGAUGGCCCAGCUGCAAAAGACGGUAAACUCCAACGUGGAGACAUUCUAGUUUAUAUCAAUGAAACAAACGUCAUGGGAUAUAGUCAUACAGAAGUCGUGAAAAUUUUUCAAUCGUUAUCUCUCGGUGAUAUGAUACAUAUCACCGUUUGCCGGGGUUACCCACUUGCGGUGAAUUUUGACGAUCCACGGAUUGACGUUGUCUCCCUGAAUGGAGUUAAUCACUUGCCUAAUGGCGGUUAUAAGGAAUAUCAACCAGAAAAUCAUCCGCGUACACAUGUUAUUAAAAUUCGUAAGGGUGACCACGGAUUUGGAUUUACCGUGGCGGAUAGCGCAUCGGGUCAACGUGUUAAAUCGAUCGUCGAUCGGCAACGUUGUCAAAAUUUGUAUGAGAACGAUCUUUUGCUAUCGAUCAAUGGACAUGAUCUGUACGGAAAGCAACAUUCGGAUAUUGUGGAUAUAUUAAUGAAAUGUCCCACGGAUAUCGAUACAACGUUUGUGAUACGAAGAGGUGACUCGGAUGUGAAUAACAACCCAUUCAUCACCAAUGGCAAUGGUCAUAAUGAUCGAGCUACUCAGUCUAAUAAUCGAUCAAAUCUCGUUGGAAAGCAUGUUUCAUUCAUUACAAGCAAUAAAGAGGAUAAGGAGAACGAUGAAAUCGAAACAGAAUAUCUUUCACCAAGAGUAGCUGAGCGACCGCGUAGUAGAACACCGACAUCAUAUGGUACUAUUCCAAUGACUGACACACAGUCCUUCCGUACGCGAACACCAAUUGCAGUGAAUAAUACUCCGACUUUCACCACUUCCAAUGGCGUCCAAGCGUCCAUUCCACUUGUUAAAACGGAUUUUGUUCCUGAUUCUGUCUAUACUUUUGAUCGACAAACAUCCUUGACACGUAGUGCACGUGAUAUUCGACCAACCAAUGCUCCAUUAGUACGUAGUAAGACUCCCGGGCCUGAAUUUGGUGCGAGUACCUCCUCCGCUUAUCGAGCAAAUGCAAUAAAACCAAGAAGUAAAACUCCGACAGCUUAUGAUAUUUCAUCAAGUACUAUGCAAAAUAGUCGAUCAUUGCAAUCUAUUCAUCCACAAUAUAUCGAACAAGUCGUUAACUUGACACUCCUACGUCCGAGCGAUGGUUUCGGACUGCGAAUUCUUGGUGGCGAAGAAGAGAAAUCUCAAGUGUCCAUUGGUCAUAUUGUUCCAAAUUCGCCCGCCGAUGUCGAUGGUCGUCUACGUGUUGAUGAUGAAAUAAUCAAAAUAGAUGGCCAUUCAACGAUACGUGCAGCCCAUGAGAAAGUUGUUCAAUUAAUGCAACGCGCUAAAGAAAAACAACAUGUUUGUAUCAUUGUCCGUCGUUAUCAACAUCCACACAACAAUAAUAAUAAUCAAAAAAGCAAUUCUUUUUAUCAAACAACUCGCGAUUCAUAUCCAAAUUACAAUACCACUGAGCCCUAUAUGAAAUCAUCAGGAAAUCAUGAAAUACGUCAUGUAGUGUUACAAAAGACUGAUGAGUGUCAAAGUUUUGGAUUCGUUAUUAUCUCCUCACAGAACAAAUCUGGUGCUAUAGUUGGUAGAAUUAUUCCGAAUAGUCCUGCUGAUCAAUGUGGUCAACUGCAUGUAAAUGAUCGUAUUCUAGCUGUUAAUGGUGUUGAUCUCACUCAUAUGGCACAUACAGAUGUUGUUAAUUUAAUCAAAGACUCAGGUCGAAUGAUCACAUUGACGAUUGCUCCACCGAUUUCCUAUGAUGAUCGAAUUCUGGAUGUACAAAAUGGUAUUCGGCCAUCAUCCUCAUCACCCAUGGGUAUCUCGGCUGAUACCAACCAGACGUUGAGGAAUGCUUUCUCUCACAAUCCGAUCAACGGUUCUGAGAGGCAGCCAAUUCGAUCAUCGUCUCGUACAAACGGAAUAUUAAAAUCCUAUUCGGUUUCGGAUGAUUAUUACAUUGCUGAUCUACAACGACCUUAUCCAACAUCCAGUUUUGGUUUUAGUAUACGUGGUGGUCGAGAAUUUUCGAUUCCGAUAUUUAUAUUAAAACUAGCUGACAACGGUCCCGCAGCAUGUGAUGGUCAAAUGAGACCUGGAGAUCAGAUUAUUGAAAUCAAUGGUCGUUCUACAUAUGGUAUGACGCAUAGUGAAGCAAUUGCAUUGAUUCGUGAUGGUGGUCUGUAUGUUCGAUUGUUACUAAGGAGAACAAAUGCUCCACCACCGAGUUUAGACGAAGUGAAAUCGGCAAUGGGUAAUGGCGUUGAGUCGACGAAUAUCUAUUGGAAAGCGAGUCCUUUUGCAUAA
Messenger RNA from Adineta ricciae, 2925 nucleotides. The record is from the annotation of a GenBank genome assembly. NCBI's taxonomy places the organism in Eukaryota, Metazoa, Rotifera, Eurotatoria, Adinetida, Adinetidae.